Molecule: messenger RNA, 375 nt
Organism: Brenthis ino (lesser marbled fritillary)
Lineage: Eukaryota; Metazoa; Arthropoda; Insecta; Lepidoptera; Nymphalidae
Source: the annotation of a GenBank genome assembly
AUGCACAAGCAAGAGAAAAUUUUAAUGGAGAGACCAGACAUAAUAGCUUGGCGAGCUAAAUAUCUAACACAGAUGCGAGUGAAUCGUAGUGCUGCUGCUCCUCGACCUGUUAUUUAUCUGGAUGAAACUUACAUCCAUGCUUCGUACGGUGUGACCAAAUGCUGGAAAAGUGAAGAUGAAGAAGGAGUUCUAUCUUCCAAUGCAAAGGGAGCUCGCUGGAUAAUAGUGCAUGCUGAAGGGGAAAAUGGUUUCGUGCCCAAUGCUAGGGUGAUUUUUAAGUCACAAACAAAAUCCGGUGAUUACCGCAAUGAUAUGAACCAAACAAAUUUCAUGAAGUGGUUGAAAGAAAAACUUGUACCUAAUCAUCCUAAUGGA